Trichomonas vaginalis G3 is the source of this 2655-nucleotide messenger RNA. RefSeq names its product biological adhesion protein. The transcript has a single exon. Bases 1 to 2655 code for a protein of 884 amino acids. Lineage: Eukaryota; Parabasalia; Trichomonadida; Trichomonadidae. The record is from RefSeq and is a predicted model, not a curated record.
AUGGAUCAAAAUAAGAAAUUCAGGAAUAAUAGUAGUUCGACAAACAACAACGAGCUUCAAAUGGCCAAGGAUUUCGGUCCUUUGAAUCAACAAAUAUGUGAAUUACAAACUUAUAUUAAUCAUUUAGAAACAGAAAAGCAACAACAAGAUAAUACAAUCAUAGAAUUGCGAGAAAAGCUAUUAAACGCUACAUUACAAUUACAAGACAUCUCUAAGAAUUAUCAAGAACAAAUUACAUAUAAUAAUAGCGGAAAUAACACAGAGAGUUUACAAAUAGAGUUAAAUGAGAGUAGAAAAGAGUGUGAGCAGUUAAAAUUAGAAUUAGCUCGAAUUUCUGGGCUUUUUAAUUCUGAAAUACUUGAUCUUACGAAUGAUUAUACUGAUUCGACCACACAACUUCAGAUGCAAUUAAAUAUGACACAGAAAAAUUUACAAAACAAAAAUAAAGAAUAUACAAUUACCAAUUCGGAAUAUAAAAGACAAGUUGAUGAAACAAAUGACAAGCAAAAACAACUAGUCGAACUUACUAAACGCUGCCGAGCACUCCAAGCAGAGCUUGAUCAAAAAAAUGAUGAAAAUUCAGCUCUUAAUAAAGAAUUAAAGGACAAAUUAGAUUCAAAUGAAAAUUUAAAGGCACUACUAAGUGAGAAAGAAAAUUAUAUCUCAUCAUUACAAGAUCGCUUAAAUUUAGAGGAAAAAUCUUCAAGUAAAUUUAAACAAUCUCUAGAAGAAACAAGAACGAAGCUUUACUCUCAAGAGCUUAUGCUUUCUCAAAAUUCACAAGAAGCAAUUGAUCAAAAAAUUCAAGAAAAAAUUGAUGAAUUUCAAUUAGAGUUUAAUCAAGAAUUACAACGAUACAACACAAUAAUUGAUUCUAAAGACCAAGUAAUUUCCAAGUUAGAAGCUCAACUCGAGAAAUAUAAACAAAAUAACAAUGCAUUAGAGCUUAAAGCAGAGGAAGCCUAUGAAAAGCAAGAAAGAGCAACUCAUUCAGCAACAACUGUUAGUGAAGAGCUCGAGUAUUUAAGAAAAGAAUUAACUGACAAGGAAUUAACAAUCAAAUCGUUAACAGAUGACAAAAAUGAAUUAUUAAGAGAACUUGAAACAGCUGAAAUGAAAACACAGAGCGAAGAACUCGCAAAAGAGAAGAAAUUACAUAGCGAUGACAUCAAAAAACUUCAAUCACAAAUUGAUACUCAGUCAAGACACUUUGGUGAUGAAUUGGACACUCUUAAAAAGAAACUAGAUACAUAUAUGAUACAACUUGCUGACGGAAAUUCCGAAAUAACUCGUUUGACUGCAAGUUUAAAUCAAGCGAAUUCCGAAAACGAAAAACUUAAAUCAGAAUUGACAUCUCUUAAAGAACAAAACGCAAAAUACGAUGAAAGAGUUAUAAAAAUGACAUCUCAGAUCCUUAAUCUCGAAGAAAACAAUAAAGUACAAAGCGUUAAUCUCCAAGAAGCUGAUGAAAGAGCCAAAGAAAAAGCAGAUAUUGAAGUAAGGAAAGCAAACAUGGCUCUUGUAUCAUUGAACAAUGAUUUGGUAAAAGAACAGAAAAUUGUUUUCGAUCUUACAAAUAAAAAUGAAGAAUUACAAGCAGCAAACAGUGCAUUGAAGAAUGAAGUCAAACUAUUAAAUGAUGCUUUGUCAGAAUCAAAUGAAAGACAUCAAAAAGAAUUAGAAAUUCUCUCUAAAUCAAUCAAAAGCGCUGACAUAGAUAUAACGAAAGAAUACAAUGAAAAGGUUAUUAAACUCACAAAGUCAUUAGAUGAAACAAAAGCCUUGUUAUACGCAGAAGUUCAAGAGCAUCAAGGAACUCGUGAACGACUUUCAAAAUGCAUAGUUGACUCAACCAAGAAAGACAAAGAAAUAAGAGAUUUACAAUCUCUUCAAACAAACAUUACUUGCAUUCAACAACUUCUUAAUGUUUCGAAUCCUGCAGAUGCAAUUGCAGCAAUUUCUAACUUGAAGAAAUUAGAAAUUGAAAAUAAGAAAUUGAAUGGUACAAUUUCGGAUUUGAAAGAAAAACAAGAAUCAACAAUUUUACAGCCAUUAAGACUUGAAUCAACAAUUGCACAGAAAAAAACAAUCAUUAAGAUGCUUGAGAAAGAGAAGAACUACUUGAGAGCGCAAUUAGCUGCUCAAGUUGGAAACAUUGAUUCUUCUUUAGUUCACUGCGUUGUUUUGUUCCUAAACAAUGUUUCUAAGAGUGAAUCAUUUGGAGAUAAUACGCGCCAUGAAGCUGAAUCCAUAUCAAGCAGUAUAGUUAAUGGUGAUUACAAAGGCUUAAAGACUUUCGCAGGAAUUUUAGAAUCCGAAAUUUCUGGUAUAAACAAAAAUCAUUUCAAUGAAUCCUUGAACAAACUUGCGAAGAUAAUUGAAGGAAAGUUUAUAGAAAUGGACCAAAAAAUAGGAGAAGCGGGUGCUCAUAUAGAGUUACUAUCUGAUAAAUUCCACGUUGCAAGAAGGAAUAAGAUAAAAGCUCAUCAACAGAAACUUAUUCCAGCUCCACCAAAACAAGCUGCACAUAGCGCUACUCCAAAUAGACAGAAAGGAAGUGGUAACCCACUACUUGUACAAUUAGAUCCAAAUAGGUUCCCAAGAACACCUAAGAUGUCAAAUGCUCAACGUCCAAAUCCUCAUGAUUAUAAUUAA